Messenger RNA from Caenorhabditis auriculariae, 3298 nucleotides. The record is from the annotation of a GenBank genome assembly. Lineage: Eukaryota; Metazoa; Nematoda; Chromadorea; Rhabditida; Rhabditidae.
AUGACUAAACUAGGCGUGACGCCAGGCGUCCACGAGCCGGCGAAUGUCGACGAAAAGGAGAAGGAGGUCGAGACCGAGAAGAUCAAGAUCGACCCCAAGGUGAUUCUAAAAAUAGUUCAUUAAUGAUGGGUAGAAGAAAUUUCCAUGUUGGGCUUACUUUUGCUUCUUUGACUUCAUUUUUCUAACCUGGCCAGGUUUUUUUUUUCAAACUUUAUUAAUGAGAAAAAGAAAAUUUUUGAUUUUCCAAUGUUUUUCAAGAAAAGAUUUCAAAAAAUAGUCUAUAUGAAAAUGGGUUUAGAAAUCUGUUAAUAGAGUUGGUUCACAAAAUCUUUUAGAGUAGUUACAAAACCCUGUAAAACUAGAAAAAAGACAACGCGAAAAGAUUUUUAUUUUUUGGCCAAACUAUGCCUUUCCUAGGAAAAAUCCACGUUCUAAAAAAACUGUUUAACAUUAAGUCGAGCUUCACAAGUUGUGAACUAUAGUCAAGUUUCAAAAAAUCAUCAACUGUUUGUUCAGGUGUUCACAGUUCUUCAGCCUACCGUAAUCCCGAUGCCGGCUCUGCCCAAAGCGGCACCAAAGACGCCGUGCGCGAUGGUCUGCAAGGCUCUGAUUGUGUUCCUGCUCUUCACUUGCUGCUUCACCGCCGGCCUGGUCCUCAUCUACGGCUUCGACAACCUCGUCAGCCAGCCCCCGACGUCAACAGAAGCACCGAAAGCGUUGGAUGACGUCGUCGUCUUGUCGCUGCCGCUAAACAGAGUCGUCGAGAAGGCCGAGGAGCCUCGGAAAGUCGUCGACGGCUCCGUUGAGGACAAAAACGAGGAAGAUCGACCUCUUCAUCCGUUUGAAGUUGAGGUAGAGAUUCUGUUUUUUUGUGCCUAUCUUGUUCGCGGCUAUUCCUUCCGGUGUUCUCUGUUAUCCACCAUAACCAAAUCUCUCAUCUGAAACAAACAACAACAUUUGCAGCCACAAACGUCGCCUUUCGAAGAAGUCAACGUGGCGUGGCAACGACAAAUGGAAGCACGCAUGAUGGCCCAAGCCAUGGUUUGUUUACCGAAGAAGGCUUUCGAAACCAAACUUCUCUGUUCAGGCGAUGCGUCUUUGGCGUCUUCGCCGAAUUCAGCAGGCCAUGAUGGAGCAGAGAAUGAUGAAGGAGGCCAUGAUGCGCGCCGCUUUCUUCCAGGUUUUUCUUGAAAACAGGGGAGAUAGGAAGUCAGAUGGUUCAGCAACAACAAGCUCAGGAGGAGUUCGCUCGACGACAAUGGGCUCAGGCUCAGUUUGAAAGAGCUCAGUGGGAACAGGCUCAGGUCAGACUUGAAGUCUAGCUUUUGAAGUGAUGAUUUCCGGAAAGAUAUGAAGAUUUCUUUUUCAAAAGUUCAACAUGAAGAAACUAUUUCUAAAACUUUUCGGGGUCUUUAAAUUAGCAUAGACAAACUUCGAAUUUCCUUAAAGCUUCCCCUCAAUAUUUCUAGAUUUUCAAGCUGAACCAACCUUCUUGCAGGUCGCCCAGCAGCGUCAGAUGCAGGCCCAGCAGCAAUGGCAGCAGCAGCAGCAGUGGGAGCAGUCUCAGGCCGAACUCGCCGAGGCUCACGCUCGUGCUCAAUGGCAACACCAGGCUCAGUUCUGGCCUCGUCCCAUGCAAGUUCUCAACCGACCUGACGUCAACGGCAACAACUGGUUCCACCAACAGCCUUUCCAACAGCCCAGACCCACUUUCUGGCAGGUACGCACUCUUCUUGACGAAUCAGAAUGAUCAAGUUGAUUUUUUUCAGCAGCCGCCACAGAACAACUUCUUCCCACAGCAGCAACCUCAACAGCAACCUCAACAGCAGCCUCAGGACGCUUUUCCAGUCGCUCCUCAACAGAACCAGGUAAAAUUAUCAAUAGGUGUUCUAGGUGGCUUGUUUUGAUGGAACUUAAAAUGGAACGAAAAACCCUUCUCUUGAAAAUUGAUGUCUCUCAUGAUUUUGAAUUGCAGCCCUUGAGACCCCACGACGCCUCGCCCCAGGAGAUCAUCGACAACAUGAAGCCUCCGAUGCCGGCCCCACAGGACCGCAUCUACGAGCAGCUCCAGCGCAAGUCCCAGAACAUUGAGUUCAACGCUCCGACUCACCAGAUCUGUGAGCUGGACGAGCUCUUUCGUGUCAAUACUUUUGAGUCUAGGGACCGCCAUCACUCCAUCGCCCGCCGCGAUCGCUGAGGACAAGAAGAAAGAAGCCGAAACCGCGGCCAAGAACCAGGAGAAGGACAUCACCGACGCCUUGCUCCGCGACAUCUUCUCCGCCUUCGACGAGCAGAAGAAUAUUCAGGUAUUGCACUUUUUCACAAAGAAAAGGUCUCUGAGUUGGAAGCUUCAUAUUUACAUGUAAACUAGAAUAUCACCUGCUUGAUCAAAAAUAUAGGGUUUUCUAGGCUUUCAUAACAUUUUUUAUUUGAAGAGUAUUUUUGGAGCGUAAAACUGUAUCUUUUUUUAAUUCAAAAUUCCCUGCCUUGAGUUUAUUACAUCUCUUUUUAUUUUUAUUUUUUGUAGCUUGAAUCCCUCACACUUCUCUAAUUUUCAGGCUCAAAACGCCUUCAAGCCAUUUGAAGCUGAGAAGCCAGUAGAGGUAAGAAAAACCUAGAGUUCUUAUUCCUAAAAAUAUAUUUCAGACGACAACUGCCAAUGUUUUCAAGAACUUCGAAGGAGAGCAACCUGUUGAGGUAAUCAUUGAGGAUCCUGAAAAUAUUAGAGAAGAUCUUCCAGACCACAACUCAGAACGCCUUCAAGCCUUUCGAUGAGCAGAAGCCCGUUGAGGUAAGAUUAAGAAACAAGGUUCCGAAAAAUGAAAUAAAAAGUUUCAGACUUCUACCGAAAGCGUCUUCAAGCCAUUCGAAGGAGAAGCUCAGAAAGUUGAACAGGUAUGAAUAAAUCUAAAAUCUUCCAAAUUUCCUCAUUUUCAGCCAAAUGUCUUCAAAUCUUUCGAAGAGCCCAAGGAGACGUCACCAGCUCCGGCGGAGACUCCGAAGACUGCUGACGAUGACGAAUUCGCCGGCGCGGUCGUCGUCGAGGACAGCUUCCCAAGGAUCGAGGCCAGAACCACGACUCCUGAACCGAAGGCCGCUGCCGCCUCGGCCGAACACGCCGACGACGACGCCGACGAAGACCACGAACGCGAGUUGGACCCUUUCACCGCCGUUCUGAAGUCAGUAUCGUUCACCUCAUUUCAUCUUUCAUUUCUGAACUUGCAGGUACUUUGAGCACGAAGCGAAGCCCGUCGAACGGCCACACUCCAACGAAGAGCCUUCCGACCCGAUCGUCUAA